This is a messenger RNA of Gamsiella multidivaricata, 1395 nucleotides long. Its product is annotated as kinase-like domain-containing protein. NCBI's taxonomy places the organism in Eukaryota, Fungi, Mortierellomycota, Mortierellomycetes, Mortierellales, Mortierellaceae. The transcript has 6 exons. The record is from RefSeq and is a predicted model, not a curated record. The coding region runs from base 1 to 1395 and encodes 464 amino acids. Gene Ontology annotation, molecular function: tau-protein kinase activity; ATP binding; protein serine/threonine kinase activity. Gene Ontology annotation, cellular component: cytoplasm. Gene Ontology annotation, biological process: protein phosphorylation; intracellular signal transduction; microtubule cytoskeleton organization.
AUGGAGACCCCACCUCAUAUUCCGAGCUCCCCUGCACCCAAGACGGCCACCAAGCCCUUGGCUAGGGAAUUUCGUGACGCCAAUGUUCCUGCUUCGCCGCAACCGCAACAAAACUCUGGGCAUCAUCACCCACAACAUUCGUAUCAUCAAUCCUCGCACCAUCCUCAUACAUCUCAACAGCAGGCGCAAAAGGUCCCUGCAACUCGCUCAAGACGAGAUUCUACGGACCGAGGAACCAAAGACUCUAUCAAGACGAGGUCGACGACACCCAAGGCCGCACCUGAGCAUGUGGGACCUUAUCUUUUGGGAAGGACUCUGGGCAAAGGUUCUUCAGGCUGCGUCAAACUCGCCCGUCACCGAAAGACGGGCGAGCAGGUGGCCGUCAAGAUCAUCUCGAAGGCCUCUCUGGCCAACAAGGCUGCUGUCAAUCGCGGUAUAGAGCGCGAGAUAGCCAUCAUGAAGCUUAUCAACCACCCCCAUGUCAUCCGACUAUACGAUGUAUAUGAGACCGAGAAAGAAUUGUUUUUGGUCAUGGAGUACGUGUCAGGAGGCGAGCUUUUUGAAUACCUCGUCAACAAAGGAAGGCUGGAGGAAGCUGAGGCUCUAAGGUUUUUUCAACAAAUUAUAGUCGGUCUCGCAUUCUGCCACAAGAGAAAGAUCUGUCAUCGCGAUCUGAAGCCCGAGAAUUUACUUUUGGACGACCGUAUGAAUGUCAAGAUUGCUGAUUUCGGCAUGGCGUCGUUGCAAAAGACUGGUCGUCUCUUAGAAACGAGCUGUGGUUCUCCGCACUAUGCAAGUCCAGAAGUGGUUACUGGAUUGAAAUACGACGGAUCCUCAUCUGACAUCUGGUCCUGUGGUAUUAUCCUCUAUGCCCUUCUGACAGGACAUCUUCCUUUUGACGACGAAAACAUCCGUCAGUUGCUGAGUAAGGUCAAGGCAGGAAAGUUCCACAUGCCGACAGAUAUCUCGCCUGGAGCACGCGAUCUCAUUAGUCGUAUGCUCACGGUUAAUCCCAAGCGGAGAAUCACCAUGCAAGGAGUCAUGAUGCACCCAUGGUUCAGAAUGGUCAACCCUGACCGCAAUACUCUAGGAGAACCAGCAGAGGAUCCCGAGAGCAGUCGACUACUGUUGCCUGAAGAGCUGGAUGCCGAGAUCAUAGUUCACAUGCGCUGGCUCUUUGCUCCAGGACCUUCUCAUAGCGAUCCAGAGGCCAAGGAGGUAUUUGAUGAAGAGGCACUACUGCGCGAGAUCGAGGACAAGGUUACCAACGAUGAAGAAAACAUGGAGAAACUCUUUUACCAUCUGCUGUGCCAGCACAAGACAGAGCUCCUCGAGAAUUACUCUGGCGACGACAAUGGAUCGGUACCAGGUAAUGUCACGGACAUUGAGGAUUAA